GAGGAGCAGCGGGGUGGACGGAAGUGAAUUUCCCUCACUCCCUCUGUCCUGUUUGAAUUCUGUGUCCUUGGAUGAUUUAUGAGAUAUGUUCAUUGAAAUUAAGAAGGGGUGGGGGAGAAAGAGAAGAAAAUGUCCCCGAUUCUCACAGAAGACAGAUAUUGCCAUGUGCCCAGAGGCUGCUGGGUACUUAGCAACCCAAAGGGACGGCACUGGAUUUUCCAAAAAAGCUAAAAAAGAAAAAAAAAUCAAGAUGAGUAAAGAUGUGGUUUUCAGAUAAUGCCCAACAAAGCAGCGACCAGAGGUGAGGCGUCACCACUUGGGCUUAUAAAAGCUGCUGCCACAGGCUACGGCCACAAAGCCACCAGCUUAAGCCAGCCUACAGUUCUUCUGCGCCUUGGUUCUCUCGUUGGCUCUGGGCUUCAUGGCGCUCUGGGUGACCGCAGUCCUGGCUCUCGCCUGCCUUGGUGGUCUCGCCGCCCCAGGCCCCGUGCCUCGACCCAUGCCGCCCCCUGUGGCCCUCAAGGAGCUUAUUGAGGAGCUGAGCAACAUCACACAAGACCAGAGGACUCCGCUAUGCAACGGCAGCAUGGUGUGGAGCGUGGACCUGACAGCUGGCGGGUUCUGUGCAGCCCUGGAGUCCCUGACCAACAUCUCCAGUUGCAAACCCAUCUACAAGACCCAGAGGCUAUUGAGUGGACUCUGCACCCGGAAGUCGGCUGGGCUUUCCAGCCUCCCAGAUACCAAAAUUGAAGUGGUCCAGUUCAUAACCACACUGCUCAGCUACUCAAAGCAACUUUUUCGACACGGCACCUUCCAGUGACAAGAGAAAAACACAGAGACAGGCCCUGGUCAUCUCAGCUGUGGAACCAUUUUUCUUUCUCACAUCCGACAUUUCUUUGGGAGGCAGGGAGGAGGGUUGGGAAGGGAUAAGAUUGCCUUAGCUUUGACCUUGGCCUGUACUGCCUGCCUAGUGCCGGGGGCCUCAGCCUGGCAACUUCCUCUGUCAGUCCAUCCCUAUGCCUGUGGCCUGCUUCACACAGGCCGACUGAGGCAGAGAGCAGCUUGGGCACAUUUCUUCUUGAUCUUAUUUAUUAUGGUUGUAUGUUAUUUAAAUGAGUCUGUCAGUAUUGGGGUGGGGGAAUGGUUUGCUGCCUGCGCCCUGAGACUUGGGGCCCCAGCACCAAAGCAGUGGGCCUUGGGGUCCCUGGCAAUAAUUACUGUAUACACAAUUCUGCUACCUCACUGGGGCCUCCGGGUCUCACCUCAGGCAGGGGACAGGAGGGAAGGCCAGAACCACAGUCCUGUCUGCUGGCCGGCAGCAACCAGCCCUCAGCCGUGAAGUAACUUAUUGUUUUAUCCUUAUAUUUAAACUAUUAAAUAGGUUAGCAAA
Molecule: messenger RNA, 1390 nt
Organism: Peromyscus eremicus (cactus mouse)
Lineage: Eukaryota; Metazoa; Chordata; Mammalia; Rodentia; Cricetidae
Gene: Il13
Product: interleukin 13
Exons: 5
Coding region: 422-820 (132 amino acids)
Biological process (GO): immune response
Cellular component (GO): extracellular region
Molecular function (GO): cytokine receptor binding
Source: RefSeq, a predicted model, not a curated record